Closterium sp. Naga37s-1 is the source of this 1065-nucleotide messenger RNA. NCBI's taxonomy places the organism in Eukaryota, Viridiplantae, Streptophyta, Zygnematophyceae, Desmidiales, Closteriaceae. The record is from the annotation of a GenBank genome assembly.
AUGGGUGAUUUAGUGUCGGAGGACCAUGUAGUUGAGGAGCUAGUCAGAUCCUUGGAGGAUAUACCCAUCGGCGUUGCGGAUGUUCUGACGGUUCUCCAGAGGUUGUGCUCGGAGCACGACCCCAAGGCCAUGUCCGCCGUGCUGCACCAUGCCCAAGCAUACGCGCACGACGACUUGCCGCGGCUGCGCCGCCUCGUGUUCCUCCCCAUGCGCUUCUUCGAAGCCGCGAGCCAUUACCCACUUCCUAAAUUCCCCGCGGUUAUGCCAGAACUGGCGGCGUCAUUUUUCGAGGACAAGAAGGAGGUGGUCGCUAUCAGAGCCGCGCACCGACGCAUGGACGCGCUGGUCACCUCCAAGCAACUCAUCCUGCACCCACGCACCGGCAGCCACUGCUUGCAUGGGGACCUGGGUCGGCAGCAGGAGGAGAGUGAGCGUGCGUUCCUGCUUGCGGAUGGGGACGUUAAGUGGCAGGCAAACGGGGAUGUGAAGCUGCAGGUGAAUGGGGACGUGAAGUGGCAGGCGAACGGAGACGUGCGGAAGGAGGCUCUGCCAAUCACCCAAACCACGUCGCACUCCCUCCUCCUAUCCUUCCUCUGCCACCUCGGCCGCCUCGCCAGCACCGUUGUCAAGGCCUCUGACAGCUAUCUUCACCUCAACCAGCAGCUGGCGCACAUGCUUCAGCCCUCUCCCGCCCUGGACUCAGCAACAGUGCCCCUAAGUUUACAGGAUAGGCUCAAGUCGCUGCACAGUGCGCUUGCUUGCAGAGAGAGCCGCGUGGAUGCUGCAUGGAAGCAGCUGUGUGUAUUGCAGGGACAGGUGGAGAGGGAGGUGAGCCACCUGCGAGAGGCGAUGCAAAUAGCAGCAACAGAAGCGUCCACAGCAGCAGCAGCAGAGCUUAGGAAAAGGGAGGAGGUACAGCACAGUUGGGGGUGGCGUUUUCGCAAGCUUUGGGAUGUUUUCAUCCGAAAACCUCUGGUGUCGUGGUUGUCGAUUCUGCUUUCCGUUCCAGCUGUUUGCUUCCUGCUCAAGGUCUGGUUUCCGUGCUUCCAUUGGCUUCUACCGUAG